Phoenix dactylifera (date palm) is the source of this 3028-nucleotide messenger RNA. The record is from RefSeq and is a predicted model, not a curated record. Lineage: Eukaryota; Viridiplantae; Streptophyta; Magnoliopsida; Arecales; Arecaceae.
CGUUCUUCUUUUUUUUUGUUCCCGUGAGAAAUCGAUGGAAUUUCGCGAUGUUUUGAACGAUAAAGGCAGCGUUUUGGGGUCCCUCUUUGAUGUUUUCUUCGCCUUUGAUUCAGGGUAGAGAAUGGACUUGCGGGCAUUUCUCGAUCUUGGGGAUUUUUUUUUUUGUUCCAAAUCUUUCUUUUUUAAACAAAACUAUGUGAAGAUAGCGGUUUGAACCUUGGAUGGGGUUCGAUUCUUGUGUUUCUUGUUUGGAUUACCUCGUUCCCCCGAUUUUUCCGUUCAAAAUUGUAGCUUUGGGAUUGUACGAUGGAAUUCCAACGCGCCGGCUGGGAAUAUAUGUAGCUUAAUUGCUGAAGAUUAGCUUUCUUGGGAAUUUCUGGGAGUUCUGAUGAUUAUCUUUUUCUCUUUUGCCUCUCGACCAUCCUACCUAUUUUUAGCAACUAAAUUGCUAUCUCGCUUCAAAUUAUUCUUCUCUUAAUUUGGUGGCUAGGUUAUUCUUUUGGAAUUUUUUUUGUGACGCGUUUGAAGGUUUUGUACCUUUUUCUUUAAAGAAAGGGCCUUUUCUUGGUUCGUUGUUCUGUUCUUCCUUUGGAGAAUUGAUUGAAUUGAAAGGUUGUUGCUUGAAACGGAACAUAGAUGAGAAAGCUAGUAGGCUUACCUUUUUAGCUUAUAAUGCUUUAUAGUCAAUUUAUAACCUCUGAGUUGGCUGCUAUUUUGAUAAUAUUUUAGUGUAGGGAUUCUUAUUUUUUUGUUUUGUUUAAGAUUUACUAGUAGAAUUUCUCAUGCUGGAUUGGUCUGAUUCCUUUUUCUCAUAGAAAAGCUAAAGAAAGAAUGAAUUUUCCUCUACGGAAUCACCAAAAGAAAGCAUUAAAUAUGCAAGAUAUUCAGAUGUCUUCGUUUUUAUAUAUUUGAAUAAAGGCUCGGUGUUCUCAUAGAUACGUUGUGGGGGGUAUAGAUCCUUAGAUAUAAGAUGGGAAGUAAAAUAUAGAUAGAAAGAUCACUUUAGUAUUACUGAUGUAUUAUGAAUAUUCGAGGAUUUACUUAAAUCGCUGAAAUCGGCGGCAUCUAUGCUGUUUGUUCCUCUUCUAAUAUGUGUCAAUCAAAAAUUCUUCCAUUUCUCUCUCACCUUAAUUCUUCAUUGCUAUGCACAGAAUUGUGAUAUUUAGAAGAAUCUUAAAAAUUAACAUAUAUGAACUACAAAUGCAUAGAUGGUGAUAACUUUUGAAAUAGUAUAUAAUUGAUUAUUCAAUGCGAUGCAUAGCCCUCUUGUUAGGUUACACAUAUUUUAUAGGCAUAAAAAUUGUGAUGUCUGAACUGUUAUUCUUGUAUGAUGGCUUUUACUACACAUCAUAUGCAUGAUAGCUUCUUUUUGAUCGAAAUAAUUGAUACAUGUGAACAGUGCUUAUUUCAGCUGUUACUGUUUUUUUGUUGCUAUUGGUUAUUAUUUUCCACUAUAUGCACAAAUAGAUCCCAUUAAAAUGGUAAACUUUGGAUGUGACAAAACAGAAUAAGUGUUGGUGAAACUCCGGAACCUUACUUUCUAAAAGAGUUAUUAUCCAUAAAACAUAUUAGGAGUCUUGUAGCAAUACCCAGAAUUUGAGACAAACAGGUGGCCCUUCUAAGAUAACGUCUUGUAUUGGUACACGACAAAAGUAUUGCAUAAUCUGUGAACGAAAGUUUGUUUAAGAAAUGGAAUGCUAGAACCAAAGUUGCGCAAUUAACUGCGAUAACUUUUGCAUGAAUUUAUUUUCUUGUUAGGCAUCUAGAAGCCAGAUGGUAUGCUACAAGUUGAUCGUCCAUCUCCAUCACAAUAGAGCUGGCAUUGCCUUGUUCUAGCUAGUCAUUUUGGUGAUAGAAAUUUAUUAUUCUAUGGUGGAUCAUCUUUAACAACGUCCGUAUUAGGCUUCUGUUGUUGGUUGCCUAUUCUCUCAUGGCUACUUGCAUUUUGAGUUAGGGUUCCAUGGCUACUUUUGGUUGAUAGCUCCACUCCAUCUUGAAAGCUUAUUGAUGAUUCCUAUCUUGUUUGGUGGUGUUUCUGGUGUCGCUGCUCAGCCUCACCUCUUCCUCCACCGGCAUUCUUAAAAGCAUAGUAAUCCAUGUGAGCACUUAGUCCUCUCAACCAGUUGCCCAGAAAAAGAGAGCAUUCAUAGCAAGAUGGAGGUUGGAAGGCCAGCAGAGGGAUGCUUGGGCGAAUGCAUGGAGGAAAUUCAGCUGAGUCAGGAACCACCGAAGAAAUGUGGCCUGGAUGAUGGCAUGCCGGCAUCGGCCAAUGGGUGCUUUGAUUGCAACAUAUGCUUGGACUCUGCCGUCAACCCGGUGGUUACCCUCUGUGGCCAUCUCUACUGCUGGCCAUGCAUAUAUAAGUGGCUGCAGCAGGAUGAGAGCAUCUCCCAGCAGCAGUGCCCUGUCUGCAAGGCAUCCAUCUCCGAGAACACCCUGGUGCCGCUCUACGGCCGGGGUCACAGCACCAAGAAACCCCAAGAGACCCUCAAGAUCCCCGAUCGUCCCUCCGUCCAUCGAGAGGCGAUUGAACUCCAAUCCUCAUCCACAAAUGGGGAGCGGUAUGGCGAUACGUACCCUCCAAUUCUCCGGCAUCGGCAGCAGCAUUACCAUCUCCAUCAGCACGAGCAUCGCCGCUAUCCUUAUUACAGCAUUCCUGGUGGCGAAGCCAUGCCACCAUCCUCCCCACUGGGGACGCCGCCGGCGACACGGGUGAUCAGUAGUCCGACCGCGGGGGGAGCGCUUGGGGGAAUGGCGGUUGCAGUGCUUCCAUGGGUCUUCAGGAAUCAGGAGGCAGCUAGCAUGAACUACUCGAGCAGCCCAUACUAUACAGCAAGGAAUGGGGGCAGCCCAAGGCUCAGGAGGCAGGAGAUGGAGCUGGAGAGAGCGCUCCAUCAGAUAUGGGUUUUCCUGUUCUGCUGUUCAAUGCUGUGCCUUCUCUUGUUCUGAGUGUAGAUAAUAAGACUGUUUGAUUACAUGUUGUAAUGCCUCUUUACUUCAAGGGUUAACUAAGACUUUGAGAAAAUUA